AUCAAGCAAAGGCGUUCACACACCUCUACCUCCAUCCUAUCCCUCAAAACAUCACAAAACCGGCAUCGAGAACGAGCGUCGAACAAAACACCACCCUCCACCGUCGCUACCGGCUUCCUAUCAUUCGGAUGGCCCCAUCCCAUCCCUACCAGCGCCUCGACGCGCCCGACCAAACCUCCUCCACCCACCGCAAACCCCUCAUCACCCCCUGCCAGCUCAUCUCCCUCCUCUUCACCCUCCUCUUCCUCAUGCUCGUCAUCUUCCAAGCCCAAAUCCUAUCCGUGUUCGCCAAGAUCCACUUCGGCCAAUGCUCGUGCGCGCAGCCAACACGAACCGAGACCUUCCACGAGCGCGAGGAGCUAAUGAAGUUCGGCGAAGAAGGGGAUAAAGCCUGGCGGGCGCUGCUACCAGCAAACAAGGAACCGGAUAUGUGGGAGGGGGUGAUUUUCGUGGCGUUGAAUGAGACGUAUAGACUGCCGUAUGGAGUUAGCUAUCUUCAUGCGCUGCAUUGCCUAGGCGCGGUCCGAAAGACGCUACUAUAUGGGGAUUCGGGACGGUUGCAGCAUAAUGUCGAUAAGCAGCAUCAUGUGGGGCAUUGUUUGAGCUAUGUUGCGCAGCAUGUUCUCUGCUCCGCCGACGACACGAUCGAGCGCGCCUCCCCACCGAAAGACGCCGCGGGCAACUAUAUCCACCAGGCCGACGGCAUUGAGGGGAAGGGGGAGAUUCACAGAUGCCGCGACCGGUCGAAGACGGAGGAGAUUCUUGGGAAGCUGAGGGCGAUGGAGACGUUGAAAUAUCCUGGGAAGAAGGGAGAGGCGGAUACGCUGGAUGCUUUGUACGAGGAGUGUCCGGAAUGCUUUGGGGAAUGAGGGAGAGAAGGGAGGAGAAGAAUAGGCGAGACUCUGCUUUUGCUGCUCGUAUUGGCCUCCUGAUUAUGCGCAGGAACCUACAGAGAGAUACGUAGAUGAACUGAUGCUCCUUAUUUUCUAAUCUGAAUG
This is a messenger RNA of Mytilinidion resinicola, 998 nucleotides long. RefSeq lists its product as uncharacterized. The record is from RefSeq and is a predicted model, not a curated record. The transcript is spliced from 3 exons. The coding region runs from base 129 to 869 and encodes 246 amino acids. NCBI's taxonomy places the organism in Eukaryota, Fungi, Ascomycota, Dothideomycetes, Mytilinidiales, Mytilinidiaceae. Gene Ontology annotation, biological process: mycotoxin biosynthetic process.